UAAUGUUCACACAGCUCACAUGCACGGAAUUAACGGACACAACCAGACGCACAAUGAAGCGUGUUUUUAACAUUUAUAUUUGGCAUGCUAUGGAUUAUAUACUAGUCCUUAGUGUUGGUUUGAAGGAGACACCGACUCUUGGAUCUAAGGAUAGUCCUAGAGUUCUCAUUGAAGAAGAUGCGGUCAGUGUCGGAUUUGAAUAUCCAGUAUACCAGAAUCACAGUGUGUUCUUCUAUCAUGAAGCCUCUGGGGAGAUGUAUGUAGGAGGGACUGAAUUUGUAUUCAGAUUUGAUGUGGAUAACAAUCGUAUUAUAGAGAACUUUUCUCUGAAAACAACAGAGCAACAAGAGUGUCAAGAGGACCCCUGUGAAAACGUGAUCACUGUGAUCGAGAAGUUCCAGCACAGUCUGUUUGUCUGCGGAACAAAUGGACACAGACCACAGUGUUGGAAGCUUUUUUCUUCAGUGAACAAUCACUCUCAUGACAUAAAACCAAGUCUGGAGGGGACAGGCAUCUCUCCAGUCUUGUAUACACAGAACUCCUUGACUCUCACAGUAGAGGGCGAUCUUUAUUCAGCAGCGCCUUUGCACACUGAUGGAAGUUCAUUACAGUUCAGAAGGAAAGCUGGCAGCAGAAAUAAUGUCUGGAUGUAUGACAAAUGGGUCUCAGAGCCGACAUUCAUCUCUGCAUCCUGGGUGAAGCAGAUAGAAAACCCUGAUGAUGAGAAGAUUUACAUCUUUUUUCGCGAAAAGAACACGGAUAACAACCCAGAGGCAGACCCCUGGAUAUCGAGGGUUGCCAGAGUUUGUAAGGUAGAUGAAGGCGGAUCAAAACGAUUCUUCUCCAACAUGUGGGCGACUUUCCUCAAGGCCCGACUUGUCUGUGGGUUUCGAGAGGAGUCAUUGUAUUUCAACCGUCUUCAGGAUAUUUAUGUGAUGGGCGCUGAGGAUUGGCAUGACACCAGAGUCUAUGCCCUUUUCACAAGCAGCUGGAACUCCACAGCAGUGUGCAUUUAUUCAAUAGCACAAAUUGAAGAAAUAUUUGAGAAUUCAACCUACAAGGGUUACAACAACAACAUCCCCAAACCAAGGCCAGGAGCGUGUGUAAAAAACAGCAAAGGCCUGCCACUGGAGACUAUCAAUGUUGUGAAGGAUUACCCAGAAAUGACUGACUGGGUUCCCUCCAUGGAUUAUAGAGCUCCAUUUUAUAUCAGUAGCAACAACUACACCAAGAUAGCUGUGGAUCGAGUCCAGGCAGCUGACCAUCAUAUGUAUAACAUCCUACUUCUAUCCACUGAUUCUGGGAAGAUCCAUAAAGUGUUAGAGGCUGGGUCUGAACCUUUCAUCAUCUCUGAAACACAACUUUCCAGCCACUCUACCAUACAAUCAAUGAAACUGGACUCCAAAAAGAAAAAAUUAGUGGUGGGUUUUUCAGAGAAGAUCUCUAUAGUGGACCUCCAGAGAUGUAAAGAGUACAACAAAUCCUGCGAAGAAUGUGUUCUGGCCCGAGACCCGUACUGUUCCUGGACGGAGUCCGGAUGCACCCCAACUGUCCCUGGAGGAAUUCAAAAUAUCAUGACUGGGGAAAUAAGUGUGUGCCCUACAGGAUCAGUAAACCGGAAAAAACGGGAGACAGUUUUACCAACACCAGAGGAUGGGAGGACAGUUUACUCGGUCCCACUGGAUGUCCCUUUCUAUCUGUCCUGUCCUAUAAACUCUUACCAUGCUGUCUACACCUGGAAGCAUGGAGGUCAGGAAAGCCCAUGUCUGCAAAUGCAGUCUAAUUGCCUUCACCUCAUCCCUGCCAUGGCACAAGAGAACUACGGCAACUACGAGUGUGUUUCCGAAGAGAAAAGCUACUCAAAAGAGGUGAAAAAGUAUCGACUCGAGGAGCAAAAGAUCCCAAAUUCAAUGGAUAACAGAAUGAAUGAUGGAUCAGCUGUUGUGCCGCAAAUACGUAUUAGCCUUGGACUGACUGUAGCAGUUAUGGGGAUAUUCAGAUAGCUAUUUAAGAUCAGCACUUUCUUGCUUUGGCUUUGCUCAUCCGGCCAGGACACAGGCAGUAUACAGGAAAUCCAAGCUUGCAGAAAAAAAAAAGACCACAUAGCUGCCACAAAAAGGUAUUCUACAAGAACAAGCUCUGGCCAUGUUUAUUUUUAGAAGAGAAGCCAAAACAGGAAGAGGUCAGUGUGAUGAAAGGAGAAACCAGCACAACCGGUCAAGCACAGAGCACCACAAUUGAUCUAAAGAGGCGUAUUGGUCUUGACGAAUCAGCUGUUUCAUUGAGGUAGUGUAUCUUGGCUUUUUUUUGGACGACUAAAACAAUGGGAGGGUGUAAGAGGUACUCUGAAGGAAUUCAUUUGAUGGUAACAAGGGCUCAUUCUGAAAGACUGUAACCCUCAAACCAAAUCACACCAUUAAGAUGUGAUCAUCAUUGCAUGAGAGCAGCCCUUUGGUCCAUUAGAGAUCACGAAAAUGUUGUGCUCCUGUGUGAAAUUCCUCUGUGCCUCCUCCUCUGUGCACAAAAGACAGACUGUUUGUACAAGAAAGUUGAGGCACCUUGCCAAGGACCCUCGGAAGUUCCUAGUUUUUCUCAAAUUUUAUCAAAGCUUGGUGAAGUGAAAGGAAGUUACAUAAAAUCAUUUGUAUUUAGUAAAACAAAGAAGGAAUUUGGCGUAAUUAAUAUACAACAAAAGGAAGUGAGUUAACCUAGAAGGGAAACUAGGCGAGCGGAUGCUGUUCUUAACAACAAUCAGAGUCUCUGCUAUCUAAAGGAAAUCUAAAUCAAAAACUCACUAUCGAGCUAUUAUUAAACAACCAUAAACAGAGAGAAGCGGCACACCUAAACCAAGUGCUUCUAAAUAAAACAUAUCUACCUGUAUGCACUCAGUAAAAUUAACUACAUCUGGCCCAGUCUCCAGGUAGCAACAAAAUAUCUCAACGAAACAUGAUAAUUCAGUACAACAGAGGCAAGCUCAACACAAAAAAACAAAAAAAACUUCAAUGUUUGAUUCUUCAAACUGGAUCCAGUGGAUUGGAUGGAUAGACCAGAUGCCGCUCCAAUCUGGAUCCUCCUCGUCUCCGAAAAAAGGGAUGAUGCAGGUGGCAACGUCUCACACAGCUGGGGCCUAUCAGGGAAUACAACCACACACCUAGCUUAGUUAUUCACAGGCGUGUCUGGGAGCAGCCUUAACACUGCAGCUGUUGUCACAGUCGGUGGUCAGAGAGGUGAUGAGCCUCUGAAAUAAUAAGCACCUUGCACCUUUGAAAAACACAAUAUUAACUGCACUAUUAGCACCACAUUCCAGGUGAUAGUUUGUCAGACAUUUGUCGGUGAUUGAAGUUUUAUGAGUCACUUUUCUAUUUCUAUUAAAGCAAGACCAUGUAACUUAACUUAAACAGUAGCCACUCUUUCCACUAGAGACAAAUAUAGGGACGAUGCUAAAUGCUAAAAUAUAGCUCUACAGUAGUAAAGGGAGAGAAAAGUCACAGAACUGGCUAAAUAAUGUCCAUUAUAGACCAGGCAGUGUUUCACAAGUUACUUUGUCUCACUUUAAAUAAGAAAUUGCUUUUUGAAAGAUUACUAAUCUAAAAAUAUUUAUUGUUUAAAUAACAUUUUGGUACAAGCGUGAGUUAUAUUUUAUUAUUAAAUCUUUAUUUCCUUCAUAGUGUUUUUUUAUACUUGUAAUAUGUCUGUAUCAUUUCAGAAAAAAAAAAAACAUAUAUUUUUGCAUAAAGAUUGCUUGGAAAUCUGAGUGACUAUGAAAUAAAAAAAGAAUGUAGAUGAAAAUACAUAAACGAUGAGACCAAAAGGGAAGAUAAAGGUGGAAUAAUCUAAGUUAUACUCCUAUUCUUAAGUUUUAACCUGCUUCUCCUUCAUUUUAUUUAUAUGCAGCUUUUAUCUUUUCUUUUUCUUCUUAUUUAUAUAUUUAUUCAUAAUACUAAUAUUAGUAUUAUAAUACAGUUUGAUCCUUAUUACUUACAAUCCUGUAUCUCUUUGUUUAAUAUCCAUGAAUGUAUAUGGAUGUAUGUGAAUGAAUGAAUGAAUGAAUUAAUGUGCAAUCAGUAAAAUGUAUCUUAUCUUAUGUUGUGAUUUUUUUUUCUUUACUCAUGAAAAAGAGCACUCAUAUAGUAAUUUACCGUAUGAAUAAUCCUCUGUGGCUCAGUAAAAAUAUUACUAUAUAACAGAAGACUCAUAGCAAUGUUUAGAAGGAAUCCACUUGUAAGUGGUUUCAAGAAAGUCAUUUAUUCCUCCUGAGUAGGUCAUGCUUUCAUUAGACAGUAAACCACGUGUAGUCUGAUCACAGACAAACGACAACGCUAAGGAUCUUUUGUUUAAUCUGUCUUAUUCCUGGAUCUAAAGUCUCCACCCUGCUAAUGACGAACAACUGAGCACAUCUUGUUUACCGGAAGAGAGGAAAUAACAACACAGCUUUUUACUGUGUAUCUGCAGCCAUCAUCCAUGAUUCCUGUUAGAAAUACCAGCCAGAAAUUCAUGAGAAUUCUUCAGCAGUUUUAUUUUAGAUGAACACCCAGAUUACACAUCUACAUUAAACAGUCAUCUUGAUAUGUUUGUAACCGAACCCUGCUGUUUCUAUGUUGGUUUGUGAGGAUUGCUUAUCAUCCUCAGGUUAGCAAAGUAUUUACUUUUCAAAACAGCAAUGACUUGUUGUGGUAUAAAGUCAAAUACCACAAGUUGUGUCAGCUCUUUUCACCUGAGGUUUCAACACACUUUUGACAGUUUUGUUUUACCCAGCAGUGCAGAGUGCACAGUUUGAAUAUGGAUGACCCACUGUAAAUGUGUCGCGCUGAUUUACUGUAAUGAAGAUUAUGGAGCGUCUGGCUUAAGCUGCAGCUGACCUGACACCUGAACUGACAGCUAAGUGGCGUGUGCACCUGCUGUGUGGACUGCUGCUUAGAAAGUUACUCUAGUCCAGACAGAGACGUAAUAUGUGUUUACAGAGAGUUGUAAUUUACGUCAUUUGUGGUGUCUGCAUGAGUCAUUGCAUGAGCCGCCCUGUAUAAGUCAUUCCAAACCCACCCUGCUGAAGCUGUGGGAUGAAAAUAAAAAGGUAUUUAAUUGGUAACAGG
Molecule: messenger RNA, 5090 nt
Organism: Larimichthys crocea (large yellow croaker)
Lineage: Eukaryota; Metazoa; Chordata; Actinopteri; Sciaenidae
Gene: sema7a
Product: semaphorin 7A (JohnMiltonHagen blood group)
Exons: 14
Coding region: 3-2003 (666 amino acids)
Biological process (GO): negative chemotaxis; integrin-mediated signaling pathway; neural crest cell migration
Cellular component (GO): external side of plasma membrane; plasma membrane
Molecular function (GO): semaphorin receptor binding; chemorepellent activity; integrin binding
Source: RefSeq, a predicted model, not a curated record